Molecule: messenger RNA, 1404 nt
Organism: Rhodotorula toruloides NP11
Lineage: Eukaryota; Fungi; Basidiomycota; Microbotryomycetes; Sporidiobolales; Sporidiobolaceae
Exons: 3
Coding region: 1-1404 (467 amino acids)
Source: RefSeq, a predicted model, not a curated record
AUGACAACCGUGGCUACACCAUCCCCUCCGCUUCCCACCAUGAACCACCCGACUCUCGUCGAUCUGCCGCUCGAACUCCUCGACACGAUCCCAUGCUUCGACCGUCGUCGCCUGGCAACGAUGAACCUGCGCGGAGCGAAUGGCACGGUCCUUUACUACGCCCUCAAGUUGAGACCCGCCAUAGGCCGGCACUGCAAGGAACUCAAGGUCCUCUCCUUCAUGCCGAUCGACGCCAGGUGCUCCGAGGUUUGGUGGAGCGUACUGCUGUCCUCGAUGCCCGCGCUCGAGCGUUUGCAAUGCGCGGGACCGUACGCCUACCGCAUGUACAGCGCAAUCAUGGACAUCACCAACGCACGCAACCCAAAUUUCCUCCCUCAGCUUCGACACCUGUACCUCCCCUUAAACCCUUGGAUCGUCCCCGAUCCGCUUCGCUACGAGCGCAUCCCGUCGCUCGACUACUAUCCCAAUCUCGAGUCGCUUGCCUUCGGCUACGACGAGUCUUACUGGGGCUCCAGCGGCACCUCGCCAGCCGGCGCUGCGGCGGAGUCGACGGUUCAGCCCAUUCCGCCUCUCGCCGUACUCGGACGCCUUCGCGACCUGGGCAUAGUCGUGUCCAGCCAGAGUCAAAUCUUGGAGGACUUCCUACAGCAGACUACGCACCUCGUUCGACUCGACAUCGGCUCAAUCCCCUCGCCUCGGGAACUCAGCGAACUCCUCGAGGUGCUACCGCGCCCCGACAUCCUUGAAACUCUCGAACUCCGCUUCAGCCGCAAGUCAGUACCGGCGGAUGCAACAAGUCUCAGCGAAGGAUUCGUCGACGAUGGUGACGAAGGGAUUCGGGUGUCCCUCGCUCCCUUUAUCCGCCGCUUGCCCGGCCUGAAGUUGCUUUCCUUCAGCGACCACUGCACCUGCUUCGACCCCAACUCGAUCUCUGCGCUCAAGUCUAUGCCGCCUUUGCAUUGCCUCAAGCUCAAGUGGGGAUUCGAGAUGUAUCUCCAGCCGGAAGUGAUCCUCGCCUUUCUCAAGACUCUCGGCGGCCAUGCUCCGCGCAAGGUGUGCUGUGACCAUAUUGAAGGCGGAUAUACGGGCAAGUCCAUCCGUGACUUUCUGCCAAUCGACCCGAACGACGAAUUCCCCGACUCCUUCGACGUCCACGCCGAUUGGUCUAUCCCCGAGUGGUUCAGUGACGAUGUCAUGAUUGACGACAUCCGUCAGCUGGUCGAGUACAGCAAGGCGGCAGGCGUCGAGCUGACCGGCUCGAUGGUCGACGGUCUCGACGUCAAGGCGAAGUGGGACCGGGAGUCGGCGGAUUACGAGUUGUUGCGCGAGGAGCAUGAGGCAAGGCAGCGGGAGGCUGAGACCGAGGAUGAGGAGUCGGACGAGGAGUCGGAUCACGAGGAGUAG